AUGACCUAUGAUGAUCUGAGAGAAAACCUACUUGCUUUUGAAAAUACCUAUUUGAAAAAAGAUACUAAAAAGAAAGGAGUUGCUCUCAAAUCUGUCACUGAAUCCCUGAAAGAUGAAUCCAGCGAUGAUUCAUCUAACUAUGAUUUUGUUUUGUUUGCUAAGAAAUUCAGGAGAAUGAUGAAGCAAAAGGAACGAAACAAAGGAGGAAGUUUAAGGAAACUUAAGAGGGAUUUAAGCAAGGUCAUCUGCCACAACUACAGAGAAGCUGGGCAUUACAAGUUUGACUGCCCAAAUCUGAAGAAAGAGGACAAGCCGAAAAGAGAAAAGAAGAAGGGACUCAUGACAUCUUGGGAAGACUUGGAAAAUGAAUCUGAGGAUGAGGAAGAAUUGGGCAGCAAAUCUCAAAUCUGUCUCAUGGCCAAUCAAACUUAUGAGGUACGUCUCAUUGAACCUACUACUGAAGACUUUCAUCUUAUGAUAGAUCAUCUCAAUGAAAAAAUCAUAUGCUUCUUAAAUGAAAACUAUGAACUUGAAUCUCAAGUUACCAUUCUAAAAUCAGAAAAUGAUUUUCUCAAAGUCAAAUUAAGGGAAGCCGAAACUGCUGUUGAUUUUGUUGAAAAAAACAAGCAGUUAAAGGCUGAAAUUAAGGGCUGUGAAUAUCAUCAUUCUGUGAUUGCAAAUCUAAAUUUUUUUGAGAAAAAUGAAAGGCUUUAUAAAGAGGAUUACCCUCAUGAAUUCAUCAUUGGUGAUCCUUCACAAGGCAUAACCACAAGAUCAUCAAGAAAGAAGCAAGCAAAUGCAAGCAACAUUGCCUUCUUGUCCCAAAUGGAACCUCUCAAUAUGAAGCAAGCUCUAGAAGACCCCUCAUGGGUUAAAGCCAUGGAAGAAGAGCUAUCACAAUUUGAAAAGAAUGAGGUUUGGACCCUUGUACCGAAUUCAAAUGGUAAAAAGGUAACCGGUACAAAAUGGAUAUUCAAAAAUAAAUUGGGUGAGGAUGGAAGUGUUGUUCGUAAUAAGGCUAGACUAGUAGCCUAA
Molecule: messenger RNA, 1035 nt
Organism: Arachis ipaensis
Lineage: Eukaryota; Viridiplantae; Streptophyta; Magnoliopsida; Fabales; Fabaceae
Source: RefSeq, a predicted model, not a curated record